Messenger RNA from Mustela erminea (ermine), 4510 nucleotides. It is a transcript of the gene KCNN4, whose product is annotated as potassium calcium-activated channel subfamily N member 4. The transcript is spliced from 9 exons. Gene Ontology annotation, biological process: potassium ion transmembrane transport. The coding region runs from base 2015 to 3595 and encodes 526 amino acids. The record is from RefSeq and is a predicted model, not a curated record. Lineage: Eukaryota; Metazoa; Chordata; Mammalia; Carnivora; Mustelidae. Gene Ontology annotation, cellular component: neuronal cell body; plasma membrane; neuron projection. Gene Ontology annotation, molecular function: calmodulin binding; small conductance calcium-activated potassium channel activity; intermediate conductance calcium-activated potassium channel activity.
ACAGAAAUAAAGACAGCACAGACCCAGCGGCUUCUAGAGCAGGAGAGAUUGAGGGAGGAUUCCUAGGUAAGGCCCAAGAACCUGAGAGGUGCAGAGAGACCGGUGCCAGGCCACAGGGGUGGCGGGUAGCUGGGGGGCAUCCCGGCUGCAGCCUCCAGGGUGCCCGGCAGCAGCGUUUUCUCCUGGCGGGCACGCGCAUGGUGUCUGGGUGUGUCUGGGUGUGCCCGGGUGUGUCUCCAUCACUCUCCCGCGUGUCUCUACGCAGAUUGGGAAUCACAUGGGUGCCACGGACCGGGCGGGGCACCAGCACGGGUUGUGUUUCUGUCACCGGGCGUGUCUGUGUGUGUGCGGUUUGGUGUCUCCGGGUGUGUCUGCGUGGGCUGUGUUGGUGCAUUGCCAGACAUGUCUGUGCGUGAGUGUCUCGUUUCCCUGUGGCUGGCAGGUCCGUGUUCCUGCCUGACAUCCAACACGGGAGGGAGAGGGGUCAUGUCUGUGAGCUCCCUCUGGUGCCUGCCUGGCCACCAGCUAUGUCUCAGAGGUCAGUGUGUGCGAGGUGUUUAGUGUAACCCGGCCAGCAUCUCCCCAGAGUUUGGGUCUUUGUCCCCACGUACGGUACACCGACCCAUGUGCUUUUCUGGCACAGCUGCACACGGUGACAUUCCAGCACACCGCAUGUCCCUCUGGGAGUCACCCUGUACUGCAUUUGCUGUUCUGUCCAUCACCGUGUGUUGUGUCUCUGUUACAUGCCUUUUUUGUGCGAAGGUGAGCUAUCAGUCAGAGAUGUGACCCCAUGGGACAUGCCUGGGGCUGUGUCCAUGUGGGGCAGGUUCUCCUUUCCCUGCCGAGAACACAGCGUGGGUGUCCACACUCAGAGUGUGUUGUGUUUGUGUGGCUGUGUAGUGCGCCGCAGCGGAGGGGAGCCCCUGGUGUGGUGUGUGGUGUUGUUACAGGCUUAGGUGUCAGCUGUGUCGGUGGGUCACACCUGAUGUUUUACGUGAUCCAGGGUGUUAACAAAAGGUAGUGCUGGGAAAUACUGUGGCAGCAUGUUUUGUGUCACUCGGUGUUUGUGUGGCCACGUGUGUUGGAGUAUAUGGUGUGCCAUUUGUGGCUUGUCAGUCAGAGGCGAUGCUGCAUUUCCACGGUAGGGGCCCCGCCCCCCACCCUCACCCCCCAGGGCUACUAUUCUAGGUCUUGUCCCUGUGAGGCACCAAAACCUAUCCUGGGCUGUUUGGGUUUCUGUGUGUGUCGCUGAGCACUGUGGGUCUCUACACAUGUCCGUUCCCACUGUUCCGACCACAUGCUUGAAUGGCUCCGGGCGCAGGGCGUGUUGUGUGUCCUGGUGAGUCUGUGUGCGCUGUGGAUCAUUGUGCAAGUGUAUAUACUUGAUGUGUCACGUGCCAUCCGCGUGCGUUUCACUGUGUGCUGGGGGCCUGAGGACUGCCGAGGUGUGUCCCCAAUGUUUUGUGUCCGCACGUGUUGGGUGCCAGUGCACAGGUGGAUCACGUCUGGGGCGCCGUUAGCGCACGGUUCACACAGGGAUGUUGAGUGCGGCACGUGGGUGUGACUCAGUAACCUGAUGUGUGUCCGUGGAACCGUUAGUGUGUGUCGUGCUAAUGGAGCAAGAGAGCCCGGGGGUGACUGUCUGGGCAAGAGGAUGUUGUCCCAGUUUCAAUUGCAGUUUUCUGUGCCUGUGUGUGAACGGUCUGGGUGGUCACAGGAGCCACAGGGCACUGCCUGCCGUGCUGAGUGCUGGCGUGUGUCACACCAUCUGUGUGGUGUCGGGUGUGGCUGUGGGCUGCAGAGCUCAUCGGGGAGUUGUGAGUCACUCACUGUAGGUUGUGGUGUGUGCCCCAUGUGUGUUCGGUCCCGUCUCCGGCCGUGGUGUGUGUGAGGGUUUGUCACCGGGUGUCUUGUGGUGUCUGGGUGUGGCUGAGUAUAGGUGUGUGUUACAGAGGGCAGACCGUUGUGUGUGACACAAUCUAUUGUGUGCCAGUAUGUGUCUUCAUCCACGUGGAUGCACGCCUCUUCCUUGCUCUGCCCCAAGACACACCCCAGUCCCUCCUCAGGCUGCAAAGGGUGGUUGGGGAGCCUUCCCUCUGCCCAAGGGCCACGCCAGCCCCUCCCUGCCCUGCCCAGUCGUCACCACCCCCAGAGGGCACAGACUCCUCUGUGCCUCAAAGCAAGAGCCCCAGAGCGAGGAGCAGAGCAGGCCGAGGACCUGCAAGCCACAGUGGCUGCCCUUUGUGUGCUGCGAGGUGGGGGACCCUGGGCAGGAAGCUGGCUGAGCCCCAAGACCGCAGGGGCCAUGGGCGGGGAGCUGGUGCCAGGCCUGGGGGCCCUACAGCGGCGAAAGCGGCUGCUGGAGCAGGAGAAGUGGCUGGCCGGCUGGGCGCUAGCGCUGGCGGGAAUUGGCAUUGGACUCAUGGUGCUGCACGCGGAGAUGCUGUGGUUCGGAGGGUGCCCGUGGGCGCUCUACCUGUUCCUGGUUAAAUGCACCAUCAGCAUUUCCACCUUCUUGCUCCUUUGUCUUAUUGUGGCAUUUCACGCCAAAGAGGUCCAGUUGUUCAUGACAGACAACGGGCUCCGGGACUGGCGCGUGGCGCUGACCGGGCGGCAGGCAGCGCAGAUCGUGCUGGAGCUGGCUGUGUGCGCGCUGCAUCCCGCGCCGGUGCAGGGUCCGCCGUGCGCCCAGGGUUUGGGGUCCGGGCCCACGGCCGCGGCAACGCAGUCCUGGCCGGGCUUCCUGGAUGAGGGCGAGGCGCUGCUGUCGCUGGCCAUGCUGCUGCGCCUCUACCUGGUGCCCCGCGCCGUCCUCCUGCGCAGCGGCGUCUUGCUCAACGCGUCCUACCGCAGCAUCGGUGCCCUCAACCAGGUCCGCUUCCGCCACUGGUUCGUGGCCAAGCUGUACAUGAACACGCAUCCCGGUCGCCUGCUGCUCUGCCUCACGCUUGGCCUCUGGCUCACCACCGCCUGGGUGCUGUCGGUGGCUGAGAGGCAGGCCGUUAAUGCCACCGGACACCUUUCAGACACACUAUGGCUGAUCCCCAUCACAUUCCUGACCAUUGGCUAUGGAGACGUGGUGCCAGGCACCAUGUGGGGCAAGAUUGUUUGUCUCUGCACUGGAGUCAUGGGGGUCUGCUGCACAGCCCUGCUGGUGGCCGUGGUGGCCCGGAAGCUGGAGUUUAAUAAGGCAGAGAAGCACGUGCACAACUUUAUGAUGGACAUCCAGUACGCCAAAGAGAUGAAGGAAUCAGCUGCCCGAGUGCUGCAAGAGGCCUGGAUGUUUUACAAACACACACGCAGGAAGGAGCGCGGGGCUGCCCGCAGGCACCAGCGCAGGCUGCUGGCCGCCAUCAACAGGUUCCGCCAGGUACGACUGAAACACAGAAAGCUCCGGGAACAAGUGAACUCCAUGGUGGACAUCUCCAAGAUGCACAUGAUCCUGUGUGACUUGCAGCUGGGUCUGAGCAGCUCACAUCAGGCCCUGGAGAAGCGGAUGGACGCCCUGGCAGGGAAGCUGGACACGCUGACUGAGCUGCUUAGCACUGCCCUGGGGUCGAGGCAGCUUCCAGAACCAAGCCAGGAGGCCACGUAGCUGACACAACACGCAGCUGCUGUUUCUUCUGCUGCCUUCUCCCCCCAACUCAUCUCACCAGAACCUAGAUGACUUCUCACCCAUCAGGAGACUAACAAGAACCCCAAACCACCCCACAUACUCAUUUCAUUAUCUGCUACGACUCAAACAGGAAAAGGGAAGGGGCUGGCACUUCUGAAGGUCCUACUGUGUGCCUCCCUUCUGUAAUUCACCACAAUGACUUCCCACCCUGCCCCACCCCAUUGUAAAGAUGCAGAAACUGAGCUUUCAAGAGGAGCCCGGUCUAGAGCCCGGGAAUCUGGCUGUAGGCCCCUGAUUCACAGCCCGCCUGCCCUGGCGCUAAGCCCUCCUUCUGCCCUGUCUGAGGUGAGUCAGAGACAGAGCGGCCUUGGACUGAGGCCUUCCAACUGAGGUUUCACUUCCCACAGCCACUUCAUUCUACUUUGAGAAGCUGAUUCACCCUUGCUUCCUUCGAUUUGCGGGGAAGCCCGGGCUUCGAGUCAUCCUUUUCUGCUGAGCUAUCUUUAGAUUUCCCUCCAAAUCCACAGCAAGUCUCAUGCACCGCCCUGAGAGCUAAACUGGGGCUUGCACCACCCACUGCCAUAGACUGCCCUUUUCCUCUGGACGCCAGCCCACCUGGGAGCAGAGGAGACAGGAACUAGAUGGGAUCUCUGAUGACAUUUCCAACACCCUCCCCCUGCAGGAAGGCCUCCUCGCAGUGUUGCCAAUCUCCUACCAAACUUAUUCCCCCUGGUCACACCCCACUGCUGCCCGCACAAUCCUUUAGGCCUCAGCUUGGAUAUCCCCUUCUCUAGCGAGCCCUUUCUGAAGUUCUCACAGUCCCGUGAAUCUUGUCUCCAUCACCGUAUUUCUUUUUAAAGAUUUUAUGUAUUUGACAGAGAGAGAGAGCAUAAG